UUAUGAGAAGGUGAAACAAGGCGAUUUUUGUUCCUCUUUUUUCUUUAUUUAUUUAUGUCAUAUUUACAUUACUUUAUAUGUCUACAUACUGAUGUGAUGUCUGUUUGUAGACAAAAUAUAUAAUAUAAAUAUUCAUUUAUGUUCUUCAAUAAAUAAAAAAAGGCCAGAUUUACGUCACAGCUUUUCUGAUUUACGGUACCACCGGUGCUGCAGAAACGAGUGAACGGUGGUAGAAGAUUAGCUCUUAUGGCUACAUUUCCUGACACUGACUAAUUUAUCAAGGAAAAAACGACAAUUGUGAUUUUUGAUACUUGUAAAGCGUACAUGUUCGUGUCCGAACGCAUAGCGGUAACCACAUAUUCUGACAGGCGAGUGCUGAGGUAGACAUCUACUUUUCUAGCUAGCAGGCAGCAGUCCCUCAUCGUGUAGCCACUCAAGUUCCCUCAGGAUCUGUCUUUUUUUUUGUUACCGAUUCUUCCGUUUUUUUUUAAAGAACAUGCCUAUUCAACUGACAAGCCAGGCAUACUGUAAAAUGCUUUUACAUACUGCCAAGUAUCCUCACUUUGCCGUGAAUGGAUUGCUGGUGGCAGAAAAGACGAAGGAGAAAAAGAAAGACAGCCACACUGAACCUGUCUUGUGUGUGGACUGUGUGCCGCUGUUUCACGGCACUCUUGCUCUGGCCCCAAUGCUAGAAGUAGCUUUAACACUGAUCGAUACUUGGUGUAAAGAAAAUAAUUACAUCAUUGCUGGAUAUUAUCAAGCAAAUGAACGCACGAAGGAUUCAAGACCUAACCAAUUUGCAGAAAAGGUGGCGGCAAGGAUUUCUGAAAACUUCCAUGAAGCAGCAAUUGUUAUGCUGGACAGCAGUAGAUUCACCAUGAGCUGUUUUGAGCCUAUUGUGCUUAUCUAUGACCAUCAUGAAAACAAGUGGAAAAGCAGAGAAGUGACUUUUGACUGUUUUGAAGACUGGAGCGAAGCACAGAAGAUCACAUCUUCUCUGUUAGAGGGCAGAUCCUACGAGAACUUGAUUGACUUUGACAAUCACUUGGAUGAUCUGAGGAACGACUGGACCAACCCUGUGAUCAACAAGGCCGUCCUGGAUCUGUGCUAAGAGAAUCGGUCUGCAGCACCUUGGACAUGCAGACAAAUAUUGCUGCCGUUACAGCAUGCAUGAUGCUACUUGAUGUGUAGCGCAGGAGUACAAAAAUGCUGGAAACAUGGUCUUUGUUCCAUCAAAAGCCCCUCGUACUGAGGAGAACUUGCAGAGCACUGACCGGUACGGCCCAAAUCUCUCAAGGCCAAGCGCCAUAUGUGCACUGUUGGCGUGUCCACCUUCACAAGGUGAUACCGAGGUGAUGAAGGCAAUUUAGUUUUUGACUGCAACUUUAAGGUUUUUUUCUGCAAUAGUUUGUGUUUAUUCAUAGUUGUGCAAGUUAAAUUCUAAAUUAUUUGAUACAUUUUUCCUCUUAAAUUGUAAUACUAAUAGCCAUACAGAGAUCGUCCUAAAUUAUUAAAACAUGAAUAGUAGAAAUGUAAGGAGAUGAUUGUACUAAUGAGAUAUGAUAGAUGCUGUUUAUUAAAUGUUUAGAUUAUUUUUAACCCUGGAACUUAAUUCACACAGAAAUAUGGUCUGAAAACGUUUGGGGCAGUUUAUUUAAAAUGAUUAAUAAAUGCGUGUAAAGAUGAACUGAAAAGACAGGACUCUUCAAAGGUCUGUCUUUUCUGACUGUCAUUCUCUGGAUCCACCAGCAAUAUUAAUGUGAUGAUUAACUCCAAAGGUUUCACUUUUAAAUGAUUCAUUCUUCCACAAA
Messenger RNA from Eleginops maclovinus (Patagonian blennie), 1811 nucleotides. RefSeq names its product ER membrane protein complex subunit 8 (gene emc8). Bases 497 to 1111 code for a protein of 204 amino acids. Gene Ontology annotation, cellular component: EMC complex. Lineage: Eukaryota; Metazoa; Chordata; Actinopteri; Perciformes; Eleginopidae. The record is from RefSeq and is a predicted model, not a curated record. The transcript is spliced from 5 exons.